GUAUUUAUAAGAUCGUUGAAUGUGCUAAUGGGUUAACGUGAUCAUUUGGACCCGCUUUCAAGCCGAAAUUUGCUUGAAUAUUGCUUCUUUAAUGAGUGAUCCAAAAGGCGAAUAGUCAUUCUGCAAUUCAAAAGGGCACUCCAAUUUGGCGAAUGAACAAAAUGAGAGCACCAGUCUGUGGUAAAAGGGCCCACAGUUAUAUUUAUUAAUUUUUUGUGGUAAUUAGAACGGAAAAGCUAUAUUUAUCGAUCGGGUGUUGAAAUUAAACCAAUUUGAAAGCAUUUUAGCGACUUCUUUAGGAAAAUGAUUGUACGCAGCUAAAUAGGAAAUUGAUUUUAUUUUCUGAAACUUGGAAUGCGUUUUUCUCAAAACAAAGGUCUUGGCGCAUUCGCCGUAUUCAAAAUUUGAUACCGAAAUAUAAAUUCCAUCGGUAAGGGAUCGUGCGAACCUGUUUUUUUUGUGUUUGUUUCUUCCAGCGCUCCCCAUCGCACGACAUCGCAAAUGAAAUAAAAAGAGCGAAGGAAUCAAAGUCAGAGAGACGACAAGGAAAAAAGAAUGUCAAAAGUGGCAAAGUUGGCGACGACGACAGCGACGGAAUCAUCAGCCAGCAGCAGUGUGAAAUGAUGUCAACGUUUGAUGGUCAUCGCCUGCUGGAUUACGAACUGAUACUUUUGCUAUCACGAAAAGUUUCUCCCUCGGGGUGGUGGAAGCAUCCCGACGGAUUGUGACUGGGUACCGGAAGUGUGCAAGCGCGAACCUAUAGUUUCUUAGUUUAUUUUCCGAAGUUAAUCGUGGCGUUCUGGUGCUUGGUGGCUAACAUCUUUUUUUUAUAUAUUUGUUGGCCGUGGCUGGUGGCUCUGGCCUAGAAAUAGGUGUGUUGUGAUAGUUAUAGAAGAAAAUAAAAUUUAAAAAAAUGUCGAAACAUGACCGUGCAAAAUCGGGCGGCCUUCUGGACACUUUGUUCAGUCGGCCACACAAGAAAGCAAGCCGUAGUGGCACAGGAGGCUACGGGUCAACGAGUGGAUUAGGGUAUGGGUCAGGCGGAAGCCACGGUGGCAGCGGAAGUGUCAAUGGGAACCGCCCAUUGUCGGGAACCGAGGCGGAAAUGGCCGUCUUGGACGAGCUGAGUUUGGCCCUCAAGAGGAUGCCCGAAGCCGAGGUUAACCAAAAGUUCCUGGAGAUUUUAGAGGACAUGAAUAUCCCCAAGGAUAAACGAGAUCCACUGCUGCUGAAACCGCUGGACGAGAAGAAGAAAAUGAUUCUGAUGCAUGUGAAGGGCAAAACGAACACCGAACAUCGUGCCAACUCUCGCUACGAGAAACCCAUCGAUUACAUCCAGUAUCUGCGAGACGGGGACUUCAUCAGCCGAAUCCCGAAAGUGCUGCAAUGCGUGGAAAGCUUACGAGUUGCCCUGACCAGCAAUCCCCUCAGUUGGAUCAGGGAGUUCGGCGAGGACGGAAUCAACGAGAUUGUGAACCUGCUGCGGCACUGCAAAUCCAAUCCUCGACGGUUCGAAAAAAUCGAGUACGAAUGUCUGCGAUGUUUGAAGGCGAUUAUGAACAAUUCCUGGGGAUUGAACGUGAUCCUGACACCGGAUCAACAUGCUGCGGUGCUAUUGCUAGCACAAAGUGUAGAUGCUGCCAAACCACAUACGAUGUGCGAGGCGGUAAAGCUGCUGGCCGCCAUAGGGUUGGUCAAGGAACGUAACGGCUACGAAAAGAUGCUGAAGGCCAUAACCAAUGCCACGAUGAUGGCACGACCUGGAAGUGAACGGUUUCGACCAAUUGUCGAGGGGUUGUUCGUGGAAAACGAUCGAAAUCUCGAAUUGGCCAGCAAUACGAUGAUCUUCAUCAACAGUAUCAUCAAUACCCCCACUGAUGUGAAUUUCCGCCUGCAUCUACGUUGCGAGUUGAUGCGAGCGGGGCUGCACGAUCGACUUGACCAGCUUGCGGAAAUAGUAGAGAAAAGCAACAACGAAAAUCUGGAAAAGCAUUUUAAGAUUUUCAAUGCCUUCAAGGAAGAUGACUUUGAGGAGUUUAGUAACCGAUUCGAUAAUGUUCGAUUAGAGUUAGACGACAUGCAAGAUUGUUUUGGACUGCUGAAGAAUUUGGUUGCAGAUACGAGUUGUGAACCAUACUUUUUGUCAAUUUUACAGCAUUUGUUAUUUAUUAGAGAUGAUCAUGCGUAUAGACCGGCUUAUUUUAAACUUAUAGAAGAAUGCAUUUCGCAAAUUGUGCUGCACAAGAGUGGAUGUGAUCCCAAUUUUGAGAGUCGAGAUUUUCACAUAGACACAUCUACACUUUUGGAGGAUAUGGUAGAAAAAACCAAGGAGAUGGAAUCGAAAAAAAGUGAAGAUUUCGAAAAACGAAUGGAGGAGCUACAAACUGCAAAACAAGAAGCUGAAGCUAGAGUUUCUGCUCUAGAAGAUCGUUUGAAGGAGAUCGAAGCGACGGGUGUCAUUUCGCCAAAAGGAAAAAGUAAGCUACCUCAAAUCAGUAUCCCACCACCGCCUCAAAUGCCAGGAAUGGGACCACCUCCUCCUCCGCCGCCACCAGGAAGUGGGGGUCCACCACCGCCGCCCCCUCCAAUGUUUGGUGGAGCCCCUCCUCCGCCACCGAUGCCUGGUAUGGGAAGGCCUGGAAUGGGACCACCACCUCCACCAAUGCCAGGGAUGGGUCCACCGCCACCUCCUAUGCCAGGGAUGGGUCCUCCGAUGCCCCCAGGUAUGCCUGGUUUCCGCCCAAUGGCUCCUAUGAUGCCUGCUCCUCUUCCACACGGUUUGAAACCCAAGAAAAAAUGGGACACAGACGGUCCCAUGAAGCGAGCCAACUGGAAAGCCAUCGUACCGCAGAAGCUGGCCGAAAACUCCUUUUGGGUUAAAGUUCAAGAAGAUAAAUUGGCAGACGACGAUAUUUUGGCAGGUCUAGCAAUGAAAUUCUCAUCUAAACCUGUUAAACAAGCGGACAAAGAUUCGGUUGACCGUCCACCGUCGUCUAAGAAAAAUGUCGAUCUGCGAGUAUUGGAUGGAAAGGCUGCACAAAACCUAUCCAUUCUAUUGGGAGGAUCUCUUAAACAUAUGUCGCAUGAAAACAUACGUUCUUGCCUGCUUCGCUGCGAUACCACCGUACUGGGGCCAAGUGUUUUGCAGCAACUUAUACAAUAUUUGCCGCCACCGGACCAACUUAAACGACUGCAAGAAAUUCGAGCCCGCGGAGAACAACUUGCAGGUCCAGAAGCCUUUGCAGCGACUAUUGGGGAUAUCAAACGGCUUGGAGCCCGAUUGCAGAGCUUAAGCUUCAAGAUCAACUUUCCCGAUUUGGUGCAAGACUGUAAGCCAGACAUUGUGGCCGGUACAGCAGCAUGUGAAGAGGUCAAAACGAGUAAAAAGUUUGCCAAGGUUCUGGAACUUAUUCUACUCCUUGGCAACUACAUGAACUCUGGCUCUAAGAAAGAAGCUGCUUUCGGAUUUGAAAUUAGUUUCCUUCCAAAGUUAACCAAUACAAAAGAUUAUGAAAACAAGCAGACUCUUUUGCAUUACAUAGCAGACGUAGUAGAGCGAAAGUUCCCCGAAGCGCUCACUUUCUAUGAAGAUCUAUCCCAUGUCGAUAAAGCUUCUCGGGUCAGCUUAGACAACGUCCAGAAAACGAUGCGCCAGAUGAACAACUCUCUCAAAAACCUAGAAUCCGAUCUGAACAACAACAAAAUCCCACAAAGUGACGACGAUCGGUUCCUGGAAGUGAUGGGUCAAUUUGCAGUAGAAUGCCGCAUGCAGGUGGAAGUAUUAGGCAGAAUGCUUACACAAAUGGAAACCUUGUUCCAGGCUCUUUCAGAGUAUUACUGCUUUGAUCCUGCAAAGUACACGAUGGAAGAAUUCUUCAAUGACAUCCGCUCAUUUAAAGAUGCUUUCGUCCAGGCCCACUCAGAAAACAUGAAAAUCCGCGACGAAGAGGAUAAGAAACGGCGAACGAUAGAAGCGAAAGAACGGGCCCAGAGGGAAAUGCAAGAACGACAACAACGAAAGUUGGCACUGGUCGACAUCGAUGCCGGUCAGACGCAGGAAGGCGUUAUGGACAGCUUGCUGGAGGCCCUUCAAACGGGUUCUGCGUUUGGCAAUCGAGAUCAGCGUCGACGAAGAGGGCCGAGACCGGCCGGGGCUGAACGGCGCGCACAAUUGAACCGGAGUCGAUCCCGCACAGGCAUUACUGCCAAUGCUUUCUCCAGUCGGGAGAUGUUAUCGGAACUACUCGGACCCGCCUGAAAAUUUGCAUUAGUAUCAAUAUGAACCUUCCAAAAAGUGAGAGUUGCAAAAAAGUUUAUUCUAGUGUUACGUAUAGCUUAUCGUCUUCAGUUCCAAUGAAACUCGUUUAGUAUAGUAUCUCUGAUUUGUUCAGUUUGUAAUGGUUUUACUUUGCUUCACUCAAGGUCAACUUAACACAACUCUUUUUGAUUUUAUAACGGGACGCAUAAAAUGCACAACUAAUAUUAAAGCAGUAUUCCUUAAAAAAAAGGCCUUACAAAACAAUAAUCAAACGAAUUAAAGAACCGUGACUGAACUGAAUCGUUUUACACUGGACAUAGAUUACCACACAACACCAAUUUUUCGGUUUCACGCUGAAAGCGAGUGUUUUUUUCGUUGCUAAUCGGAAUGGUGCCUAAUAAUGAGGAUUUGCAAAACAAAUACAAACGAACGAUUGAAAUAAUAAUAUCAGCAAUAUUUUAUACUGUUAACGGAUGAUGAAAAACGCUUCGAUUGAAAAGACAAAAUUCCAAUCCGAGCGGUUUGGCCGAACGUGUUACGUUUUUCGUAAACCGCUCGGAUUUAGUUUGUAGGACUUACGCUUAUGCGAUUAACAUUAACCUAAACAUAUGGAAUAUAUGAUAGAGAAACGAUUUACUCGGACAGUAAGCGCAUUUUUUCAUUGUCGAUACAAACUUAGGGUUCUACGACUACUAACACAAACCAUACUUAGGGGAUUCAUAUUUUUUUAGUUUAAAACGAUUUAAGCUUUUAGCUAUAAAUGUAUGUAAUAUACCUACAAGUGAUAAGUUUAUAACAUACUUACGCAUUUUGCGAGUACAUAUGGACGUAUAUUUUCUGAACAUUAUACAUUCAUACAUAUAUUAGAAAUUCUGCGCGCUGAGAUCAGUGUGAAAGAAUAGGUUUUGUAGUUCUUAUUGCCUGUAAAUAGUAAGAAGGGAAAUUAAAUGCCACGUUAUAUAAA
Uranotaenia lowii is the source of this 5222-nucleotide messenger RNA. Its product is annotated as protein diaphanous-like. The record is from RefSeq and is a predicted model, not a curated record. Gene Ontology annotation, biological process: actin filament polymerization; actin cytoskeleton organization. Gene Ontology annotation, cellular component: actin filament; cytoplasm. The coding region runs from base 914 to 4258 and encodes 1114 amino acids. Gene Ontology annotation, molecular function: actin binding; small GTPase binding; microtubule binding. NCBI's taxonomy places the organism in Eukaryota, Metazoa, Arthropoda, Insecta, Diptera, Culicidae. The transcript has 2 exons.